Messenger RNA from Botrytis deweyae, 1461 nucleotides. RefSeq lists its product as uncharacterized. The coding region runs from base 1 to 1461 and encodes 486 amino acids. The record is from RefSeq and is a predicted model, not a curated record. Gene Ontology annotation, molecular function: hydrolase activity. The transcript has a single exon. Lineage: Eukaryota; Fungi; Ascomycota; Leotiomycetes; Helotiales; Sclerotiniaceae.
AUGGAAUCCAAACAACCAUUACCAGUUUUCUCCCAAUCGAUAACACCCCGCAUCAUCAUCCAUGGCGGUGCAGGUAAUAUUCUCCCAGCGAACCUUCCACCGGCGAAGUAUAAGUUAUAUCACGACUCACUCCUUCGCAUCAUUUCCAACACUCACUAUUUCCUCACGUCGCCAUCCUCCUUUCCUCUCCACAAAACGUCUUCUUCUACCACUACAGCUCUCGAUGCUGUCACCUAUGCAGUUACUCAAUUGGAAGACAAUCCUUUGUUCAACAGUGGCCAUGGUGCAGUUUUCACUCGCGAUGGAAUUAAUGAACUGGAGGCAUCGAUAAUGGUUUCAAGUGGGAAGAAGAAGAGAGGAGUAGGACUUAUGGGACUACAACAUGUCAAGAAUCCAAUAAAGCUUGCGCGCGAGAUGUUGAUACGAGGAGAACAAGACUUGGAGGGUGGAAAUGGUGAACAUCGAGGGCCGAUGAGUGUUGAAGAGGACGCAUUUAGGCAAAGCCACGGAGCACAAGGACAUUCACAGCUGCACAAAUAUUCCGCCGAAAAAUUGGCAAAAGAAUGGGGAUUGGAGCUUGUAGAUGAGAAAUACUUUUUUGUACAAGCAAGAUGGGAUGAACAUAUAUCAGGGUUAAAGAAGGAGAAGGAUGAAAAUGGAAAUGCAUCUUGGGAUGCCCAAGAAUUUAUACCACAAGGAACUUGUGGUGCUGUGUGUCUUGAUGCGGAUGGGGUGCUGUGUGUAGGUACUAGUACUGGAGGCAUGACAAAUAAAUUGACAGGAAGAAUUGGGGACACGCCAACGCUUGGUGCUGGUUUUUGGGCAGAGGAGUGGGAGGACACAUCGGCGCACGAUGACAUGCAUCGACUUCAACAAAUCCGUCGAAGAAUGUACAAUCAACGGCCAAUAAUUGCCUUAGGUGAUCAGCUGAAAGGGAUUUUGGCAGAUUGUUUUCCAGGCUUGAGUUUAAGAUCGUACAAUCUAAUCCACCAAGAAGCGCUGGAAGAUGAAGCUAUGAUGUCCAGGAAACAUAUGAGGGCCACCGCUAUGUCGGGUACUGGAAAUGGUGAUUCUUUCCUUCGCCUUGCAGCUGCAAGAAGUGCAUCGGCAAUUGCUCGAUAUCGUCCCGAUACUUCCCUUCAAGCCGCUAUCACAGAAGUAACUGGCCCCGGUGGAGAUCUAGUGAAAUCUGCAGGAGACCGAUGGAAGAAGACGGGUGAAGGUGAAGGAGGUAUUAUUGGAAUUGAAUUACACGUUGUAGUUGACAAACUUGGCCGGAAGAGAGAUGCAGUGAGUCAUGUCGUUGCUGAUUACAAUUGUGGGGGUAUGUUCCGCGCCGUUAUCAAUGAAAAUGGAAAAGCUGUAAUGAGAGUCUGGAGACCUGGACAGUAUGAUGGCUUGGACAUAUAUGCAGGUGAGGGGAGAGAGUAUGACGUCGCUGAUUGGAUUGACGCCAAAUAA